Molecule: messenger RNA, 5307 nt
Organism: Amyelois transitella
Lineage: Eukaryota; Metazoa; Arthropoda; Insecta; Lepidoptera; Pyralidae
Gene: Mvb12
Exons: 7
Coding region: 356-1315 (319 amino acids)
Biological process (GO): receptor catabolic process; endosome to lysosome transport via multivesicular body sorting pathway; virus maturation
Cellular component (GO): ESCRT I complex; cytosol
Source: RefSeq, a predicted model, not a curated record
AUCUUCUAACCAAUUGGAAUUAAUUACUCAUCUCGGGCUGGUGCAGUCUCCGUGUACGUAACAUUGUGUUGGUUUGUUGAAAUUGUUACAUGGACCAGUGCCAACUCGGUCGGCGGUCGCAUAACAUUGCAAAUCUUGUUGUGCUUUAAAUAGAUUCUUUGAUAGUAAAAUCUAUGUGAUAACAGUUGUGUGUUUUUGAAGAUUCUGUCAUCUGUGAUGUCUCUGUGUGUGGGUGCAUAAAUUGAGUGAAUAAAGUGCAUAAUAGAGGAGUGGUUGUCCAUUGAUUACAGAACAUUCAUUUUCCUUGAAAAAGGGCAUCCAAUCGGCAGUAGCACAAACAGCAUGACAUAGCACCAUGUCUAAAAUGCUAAGCGCGCUGGACGGCGCGCUGCCCGACGAGCGGCCGCUCCUCUCGCUACUGAUAGUGGAGAGCGUGGCCAAGUGUCCCACAGGGUACUGGCCGGUCAGCCGCACCUACGAUGAAGACGCGGACGCUGGACUCAUGCGGCAGAACGGACUCUUCACCAAGAAACCUAGUCAUUACAUAUGCUUGUCUAAGACUGAAGGUGUGCCGGGUUACGUCAUGGACGGCGUGCUCAUAGUGGGGGAGAGGGAGGCCGCCCCGGCCGGGUACAGCGUGGCGGGGCGCGCGGGCAAGCGGCGGCUGUGCACGCGCGUGUCGCGGCCGCAGCCCGCCGCCGCGUGCCCGCCCGUCACCGACGUCAUCGUCUGCUCCAAGAUGAGGGCGGCGCCCCGGGGCUUCAUACUGGCCGGCGAGGUGAACGGCAAGACUGUAUGCUAUAAGGUGAGCGGCGGUAGCGCCGAAGUGUCGCCGACGCACAAGCCGAACGAGUAUGAGAACAUCGUAACGAACGUCACGCCUGAAGCUAACAGGAGACUGCGUCCGGUGCCCGAGAGGCCUCCGAAAUUGUCGCCAUUAGUAACCGAACUCAACGCUCUGAACCUGAAAUCUGGCGUCUACCCGACGGUGGAGGACUUCAGCACGGACCACGAUUACGAAGCUCUGACUCCAUCCUACAACGUGAAGCCCUGCCGGCCGGCGCCCGUGCCGCCGGGCCGGUCGCCGGUCCGGUCGCCGCCCCGGAGGAAGGGCCCGGCGCCGUUGCCGACCGGAAAUAAUUAUAAGACCUUGGGAAUGAUGAACGGGUUGGAGGGAGUGCCGUUCGUGCUGAAUCCAAAGCUGAGGGGGCUGCCUGAUGAUACGCUGACACAACUGCCUGUGAUCAAACGCCGAUCCCGCUUCGAACUCGACCGAGAUUACUCGUACAAUUUUGCGGUCGAGCGGCAGACGUGAGACGGGAAUAUACACUUUAUAAUUACCGCCGUAAGGUUGAUAAUGCAGUUUCUUACAAUGGCGGUAUACACACUGUAAAUAUAUUCGUUGCAUUCGACUAUGAGAUUACUAUCUUUGUUUCAAUGAUGAGUUUAGUAAAGGUUACAUACAUAUAUAGUAUGGACGAGCAGCCGACGUGAGGUGUGAAAUACACUCUAUAACUUUAGGCAUAAGGUUGAUAAUGACGAUAUUCAGAAUUAAAAUUCUCUGAGUUGUAUCAGUCGUCGGACUGUUAAUAUUUUAAACACAAACGAUUAUGAUAUUUGCUGAUUAUUUUAUUGAUGCUAUUGAAAUGGACGGCAAUUUAAAAUGGCCGACAGAUUGAUUGGUAAAUUAUAUUAUUUAUAGAAACCUUUUAUAUGCUAUGUUACAGACAAAAUCAUGAUUAAUAAAAAUUGUACAGUGCAGCAAUUUCUACGCCAACUCAGCUGUGUUUAAUUCCAUAUAUAUAUUUAUAGUUUAUAUAGUUUAAAAUGUCACGUAUGGAGAAUUUUUUUAAUAUUUCAAAGCUUAUCAACCGAUCAUAUCUCAAUGUGAACCUGCUUCGCGAUUCGUUGAGAUUGUCAAACAUAUAGAGUUUAGGAUGUAUUUAGAACAAAAGGAUAUUAAGUCGCCAUACGAAACGAGCCAUCAACAUGUGAUAAUGAAUCUUAUGCAAAAGGACAUAGGAAUUAUUUUGUUUUGCAUGUCACCUUUAACAUUAGGCAUGGCAGUAAUUUUAGUGGUUUAAAUUUGAAAUAUUACAGGUAAAAGCAAUAAAUCAUUAAUAAAUUCACAAUCUUGCUAUACAAUUUAGGAAAAAUAUGUACAUAUAUGAAAUUAGAAAUGCUUUUUUUUUCAACUUUUUCAGUAUUUAUCAAUUAUUACUGGUUGUGUAUGUAUUGAGACUAAAUUAUACCAACUUUUAUAGAUGUUGUAUAGUGUAUCAUACAUUUACAUAAUAUUCCGCUUUUAUCAAUCUUUGCGACAAAUUAUAAGUUAAAUUACCUAUACACCCUUAUUUUAUAAACGAAAUAAAUAAUUUUCCUGAAUUUGUGCCAAAACAUGGCAUAAUAUAUACGUAUUAGGGAUUUUUUGUACGUGAAUGUAUUUAUUUAUUAGAAAAUAUAAUUUUAUUCGUUUAUGUGAAAUUGUAUUAAAUUAUGUAGUGUUUGAUGAAUUGUAAACUAAUUACAUUAUUAAUGUAGUAAUAAUGUUUAUACAUAUCCUUUAAUUAGAACCGAGUGUUGAUAGACAAAUAAUACAAGCAUAAAGAACACUACUUUUGACAUUAUUGUGCAUAAUUUUAAUUACGUUAUUUAAAAAUAAUUUGACAUAAAUAUGUAAAAACAAUAUGAUUUUACUGUAAAUACAAUAAAAAAUUAUUAUACCUAUUAUAGGUAUAAGGUUGAUAUUAUAUUUUAUGUUCAUUGAUUUACUUUGCAAAUCAUUCAAGGUUUUUAAAUUUAUAAUGAAAUACUCUGUUAGCACUCGGCACAUUGGUGUGUGGUGAGAUUCGUAAUGAGUUGUCCCAGUUCAAAUCAUUUAUUUGUGAAAACGUGAGAAAAUUUUUUAGUCAAUACCAAACAAAUUCUCAUUUGCGACUAUAAUUCAUCAAAUCAAGUUUUCUCUUAUUUCGUCAGGGUGGCGGAUCUUAUCCAUUAAAAUUAUAAUCCAAAAAAAUCGUUGAGAAAAGUAAGAAAUAAAACGCGAAAUAAGUCUGACCGACAUUUAAGACGGUGCGUGCGCGCAUAAUGACCUGUACGAGUUUUUAUUAAGGCGGGCUUAAAAAAAACAGAUUUUGAAUGGGACGAUUUCUUACGAAUAUGUUUGAAAAGGAGGCCUUUGCGUCUUGCAGGCGUUAGACUGAUGUUCGAAUUACUACGUUAGUGGAAAUAAUGAGGUUGGUAGCUGUAACACGAACAUUUAAUAGUUCGUUGACAUACAGCCCGCGCUAUUCUAGAGAGAGAUAGCGAACAUUCGACCGUUUGGUUUGAAUGCGAAUUUUUUUUAGUACGGUAAAUCUUAAAUACAAUCUUUUCGAGUUUUUUUUUUUAUUUAACCAUAGAACAGCAAAACGAAAGGUUACUGUUCCAUUUUCAAUGUUAAUUGUUUCAUUUGUAGUCGUUGAAUAAACCCUUUAAAAGUAGCCGAGAUGUAAAUAUAUUACGUAAUAAAUUACACAGAUCGAGCUACACAUUUAGAAGUUACUCUCCCUAAAUCCAUAUAGUACUAUUAUUGGAACAACUCGUAGGACCAUUGUAAGUGUUGUGAAUUUUAUUGAGCGAUCCAUUCUACCAUUAGUAGGAAACAAGCUGAUGAAAUAUGAUUUGGCGUUCGGUCUUGUCGAUUUUUUUUAUGUAAUUAAAUAACAUUGUUACAUGUAUUUUAAUAAUGUUUUAACAAGGUUCUAAUUGAUUUUGUCUCUUUCUCACCAAGCAAUGUCAGAAAGAGACAAUAAAUAAAAACAUUUCAACUAUAGUGACAGAUAAUAGUUUCGUAUUAGUCAAAUUUGUUUAUUCUGUGCAUAUUAAAUAACUAAACGAAUUAUACCAUCCCAAUCCUGUGUUCUAUAUUGUGCCAAAUAGAAUGCACGUCCAUAUUAAGUUCAAUACUUUUUAAUGGCAUAAUCUGUUUGUAGACUGCUUAACACGUAGCCUGCCAUAGUAGAAUUGCUAAUACAAAGAUUAUAUACCUGUCAGUCACCGGUGUCUGACAUGGCAGUCUAUGUGUUAGUUUUUUUACGAAAAAAACCUCAAAUUAUGUCAUUAAAAUUAAUAGAUAUGGACCUUAAUUGCGGAAUUACGUCGUGGUUACCCGGUAGUGUGCCAGCCAAGUCCACUAGUCAGCGAGUUAAAUAAUAAUAUUUUGCGACUUUACAUCGAUUCAAAUAGCUCAAACCGAGUAUACUAAAAUGUAGUAUAAAUAAUAAAUGCAUGCACGUAUUAUCUUUUACAUACCUAUAUAGCACAAGUUACACAGUAAUUGAAGCGGUUUGUUUUGUAUCUUGUGUUAUGGUAUAUUAUGUACAAGAUACCAAUAAGUUAUUUUGUGUAACUCCUUUAAAUCUUUUAUCUUAAAAAUAUUAGAUCGCAUUGUUUUAAUUUUACCGCAAGCAGUUUGCGAUAGAGUUAAAUUCGUGUAUCUCAACUUUUGUCAAUUUCUGCACAUAUCUAGUUUAAUUAGUGUUGGUUGGUUCGUUGCAAAGAGAUGCGGUAGCUUACACACAAAUAAUGUAGUUUUAUUUUGACGAUGCCACUUGUAAGUUCAAAUAAUUUAUUUAGUUUAUACUAAGAUUUAAGCACCGCAUCUUAGUAUUUAGAUAAUAUAAUUCAAUUGGAGAAGUACAAAUAUUUAACGGUGGGUUUUUGUCAUGCAUAUUAAAUAGCUUUCUAGUGAAAAUUUGCCAAUGUAUAAAUAAAAGUCUUUUUUUUAAUUAUUCAAAUUGAUAAGUAUUCUACAAUGAAUAACUAUAACCACGAUUCAGUCCUCGCAACAUGGCACGCGCUACGCCAUUUUUAUAUUAUUUUACCGCGCGAAAAACUAUUGCUGUCUCGUUUCUUAUUUUGACGUGAAACGUGACAGCGAUAGUUAUUCGCGCGAUAAAAAACAGCUUCGCGCGUGCCAUACGCCGGGGGCAGGGAGAGUGACUCAACCCUGUAAUAUUUGUACUUAUUUGUAUGAAUCUUAUAGAUUAUAUUAUUUUAAUUUUUUUUCGGAAGAAUAGAUUCCGAGAUGUUUUUAGACGUAAUUUGUGCUUGAGACGGGGGAACGAGUGGACGUGUUGAAAGAAAUGAUUGUUGAUUUCCGGCGCAGAUUUAUAUGUAAAUCUUUCUCAUAAUAUAAUAUUGUAAAUAUAAAUUUAUAAUGCAAUAAGAAUGUUAGAAUGCUUUUUUUAAGUAGAGAUGAGAUGAUAUUUCACUGAACUUUUGUUUAGUCAUUAUGAAAUGAAUAAUAAAUUAUUGACUGAUUAA